Messenger RNA from Rotaria sordida, 888 nucleotides. Lineage: Eukaryota; Metazoa; Rotifera; Eurotatoria; Philodinida; Philodinidae. The record is from the annotation of a GenBank genome assembly.
AUGUUCAGAGGCAACUUUGAUUAUCCAUAUUAUAUUCAUGUUCUUGAAAACUAUCUUCUUCCUGCUGCUAGACGACCAAUAUUCUCUGUUCGUGAUCGUUGGUAUCGUAUUUUAGGUGUUAUUGGUCAAGGUGCUCAAGCUACUGUAUAUCGAUGUGAAGAUCAAAGUGCUACUCAAUAUGCUGUUAAAGUUUUUUAUUUUUCACGUGUUCAUCGUUCUGAAAGAGCACGUCGUAUUAAAAGUUUUAUUAAAGAAGCACGCAUUUUAAAAGAUUUGAGUAGACGUUCACAUCAUUUUAUUCAUUUGCUUGAUUAUGAAUAUAAACGUGAAGGAAAUAUCGGUUAUAUGAUCAUGGAAUUAGGUGAAAGUAGUUUACGACAACAACUAACAGGACUACCAUUAAAAGAUCCAAUUCGACAAGUGUAUUGGAAACAGAUUGUUGCCAUUUUGACAGCUCUUCAAGAUGCGAAUGUUGUACAUGCUGAUAUUAAACCUGAAAAUUUAAUUCUAGUAAAUAAUGUACUCAAAUUAACUGAUCUAGGUGUUUCCUUUCGAAUUAAUGCACCAAUACAGACGAUUCAACGAAGUAGAAUUAUUGGUACUAUUGAUUAUAUGGCACCUGAAGUAUUUUCUCAUACUAUCGGUUUCAAAUCGGAUGUAUGGUCAGCAGGGAUUAUUCUAUAUGAAAUGACCUAUGGUCGUCCUCCUUUCUUUGGUAUUCAGGAUCGAAAUCUAAAAGUGGCUAUUAUUGCAUCAAGAGAACCUAUACGAUUUCCUCGACGUAGAAAUCGUUAUUUAAUCGAUUGUAUACAACAAUGUCUUCAACCUAUUGCAGAAUUUAGACCAAGUGCAGAUCAAUUAGCAAUGCAUCCUUAUACAGGAAUGUAG